UGUUUUUAUUUUUGUCAUGCCAAUGCAUGCUUUAGUCAAAUUGUUUCUCUAAUUCAUUAUUUUUGUGUUGCUGUUUGUUUUUAAAUUUGUCAAUGACUUCGUUAAUCUCAGAAAUCCGAUUUCAUCUUCUAGUUAACCUGAAAAGAUCUUCUGCCUCUUUUAUUAGAUUGUUAUCUGACACAACCAAUGAUGAUCUUUAUUAUAAUAGAAUCCCAAAGAGCAAAGAGGAAUAUCUACGACGUAAAUCGCUGCCAGUUGACCAACCCGAGGAGCCAAAAUUAAAUAGAGUUGCCAUAAUUGGCCUACCCAAUGCUGGUAAAUCAACUUUAGUCAAUCAGUUGACUGGCCUUAAAGUGACCUCAGUAUCUCGAAAAGUACAUACAACGAGAAAAAAUAUCAUCGGGGUUUUCAAUGAAGGAUCAACUCAAGUUGAGCUACUGGAUACUCCUGGUUUAGUGAAAUUAAAACAUUGUGUUGACUUUAAUCUUGAACAUACCAUGUACCAUAACCCAAGACUUUCUGCCAAAGUUGCUGAUUUAAUCGCUGUUCUUGUGGAUGUGUCGCAAAAGCGCUAUAGAAAUUUUCUUGACCAUGAAACUUUCAAAAUAUUGACUAAACACAAAGAUAAAAAGUCAAUUCUUGUUUUAAACAAAGUGGAUAAACUCGACAAAAAAUCAAUCUUAUUGGAAGUAGUUAAUCGCUUAACUGGAAGCUUUAUCGAAGGAAAAUCGAUUGAAGGAAAGGAGAAAUUUGUAAAGCAUAGUGGCAAAAAAUCAAUUGAUGCUCUUAUUUCUGAGACGGAACGGCAUCUAAGGAUUACCGAGGAUCCUCAACCAGUGGAUAGUUCACGGGAAGAUUUAUUCAACCUGUAUUGGCCAUACUUCUCUAAAGUUUUCAUGAUUUCAGCUUUAACCAAUGACGGUGUUGAAGAUUUACGAGAGUACAUGAUUGCAACAGCUAAACCAUGUUCAUGGAAAUAUAACUCUUCCAUUGUUACUAAUCAAGAUCCACAAUCUUUAGCCAUAUCAAUUGUGAGAGAAAAGUUUCUUGAUUUUGGCUAUUGGGAUACUCCUUAUCUACUCAAAUUCCAGGUUGAAGCAUGGGAAGUUGAUGUAAUGAACAAUCUUCACAUUGUUAUUAUUGCCUUAUGUCCUAAAAACAAUAAAAUGACAUCCAUAAUAGGACCUGAAGGAGCCACUAUUGCAAGAAUAUCAGCUGAGGCAAGGCAAGAGCUAAUGGACACAUUCAACUGUCAAGUCCGAUUGAAAGUAAUUGUUAAAUGUACAGAAAAAAUCGAUCCAAACGAAAGCAGCCAAAAGUAAUCCAAGCCAUUGGUCAAGUUAUACAAUACAGUUACAAAUAAAUCUAUAGUUUCUUUAGUCAACUUUUAUAUAUACUAAUAUAUAUAAAUUUGUUAAUUAACUGUGUUUUUCAAAUACUAUUGUAAAUUUACCUCUUCCAAAUUGAAUUAUAUCUCAUUAAAUAGUUGUAUAAAUUAUA
This is a messenger RNA of Tetranychus urticae (two-spotted spider mite), 1500 nucleotides long. RefSeq names its product GTPase Era, mitochondrial. Gene Ontology annotation, molecular function: GTP binding; ribosomal small subunit binding; rRNA binding. The record is from RefSeq and is a predicted model, not a curated record. Lineage: Eukaryota; Metazoa; Arthropoda; Arachnida; Trombidiformes; Tetranychidae. Gene Ontology annotation, cellular component: mitochondrial matrix. Gene Ontology annotation, biological process: ribosomal small subunit assembly.